Strongyloides ratti is the source of this 1152-nucleotide messenger RNA. RefSeq lists its product as hypothetical. Lineage: Eukaryota; Metazoa; Nematoda; Chromadorea; Rhabditida; Strongyloididae. The coding region runs from base 1 to 1152 and encodes 383 amino acids. The record is from RefSeq and is a predicted model, not a curated record. The transcript is spliced from 2 exons.
AUGCAUGAUUGUGACAAAAAUUACAACCUAAAUUUGUCACUCCGUUCUAGUUUGUUUGAAGAUUCCACUGAAAGUACCACUACCACCACACAUAGCAUUGAAGAUGAAACAUCACAAACAAAACAUGAUAUUUUUUUAUUAAAACAAAUAAUAAAAAUGCAAAAUGAUAUGAUGAAUGAGUAUGAAAAAAGUAUAGAAAAUCUUAAUAAAAAUUCUCCUCGAUCAAGUGCUGAAAGUAUCAACUCUGAGUGUUACCUUGAAUUGGAGAAGAAAAUUGAACAAUUAAGAAAUGAAAACAAUAGACUUGUUUUAGAAUGCCAAAAAAAUAAUAAUUUAUUGGUUGAAGAUAUUGAAAAUGAAAAAAUUUAUGUAUCAAAAAAUGUUUAUGAAGAUUUGAUAAUUGAACGAAAACAUUUAAAAAGUCAAUAUGAUGUGUAUAAAGAAUUAUUUGAAUCUAGUGAAGCACAUGUUUUUAAACUUGAAGAUAUGAUAGAAAAUUUAAAAGAAGAAAAUAAAGAAUUAUUAAGUGAGAUAGGAAAAUUAAAUUUUGGAAUAGAAAAAUUAAAAGAAGAAAAUGAUACAUGUCGUAUAGAAUUUGAUGAUCUCAUUCAAAAAUUAACUAAAAAAAAGGAAGAGGAGGCAAAUUAUUAUGAGAUAAAAAUUCAACAAUUAGUGGAAGAUAAGAAACAAGCAUUUAAUGAUAUUGAAUCAUUAACAACAACAAUAGAAUUAAUGAAAAGAAACAUAAAUAAUAAAUGUCCUGUUGACAGGAUGAAUAAUAAUAUAAAUUAUUUUGAAACAUUAAAUGGUAUGUCAAAAUUAAUAGAAGAUUUAGAGGAAAAAUUUUUCUCAGUCAUUAAUUUAAUCAAUAUUUAUGAAAAUUAUUCACAAUCUUUUGAGAAGCAAACAUUUUUAUGCAAAGAAAAUGAAAAAAUUUUCCAUGAAACUAUUAGUAGUACAAAACAUUUAUUACCAUCAAACAUAAAUGUAAAAAGUUUGUGUGAAGAAAUUAAUGAAAUUAAAUGCAAAGAAAUUUAUAAUUAUAAUGUUUUAUCAUCCUCACAACAAUUAACUUUAGUUGAAAGCUUUAUUUGUCUUGCCAUAUGCCUUUUGAUAUACGAGUUUUACCUUUUAAUUAUAUCUUUUUUUUGA